Molecule: messenger RNA, 1044 nt
Organism: Adineta ricciae
Lineage: Eukaryota; Metazoa; Rotifera; Eurotatoria; Adinetida; Adinetidae
Source: the annotation of a GenBank genome assembly
AUGGCAACGAAAACAAUUGAUCAUGAAAUUAUUGCGACCAACGUAGAUACACCAAUAUCCUUGCAAUUGAAUAAAGAACAAGAUGCGCUUUAUGUAUUAACGAAUUAUCAAUUAACACGAAUUGAUUUAAAUUCCAAAGAAUAUCAAAAAGAAUUCGUUUAUCAACGCAAAAGAAAUGUCGAAGAAGAUCAAAUGGAUGAUGACGACGACGACGAUGAUGAUGAUGGUGACGGAUAUUCUCAAGGUGAAUCAGAUGGAGAUGAAAAUCGUGUUGAAGAUCCGUUUGAAGAUAGUGAACCAUCAACAGGUGAUGAUGAAGAUCGAAUAAUAAAUCGAAGAAAUUGGCGAAGAUAUGGAUAUCGUAUUUAUCCAUUUGAUAAUCCUUGUUCAUUAUUAUAUUUACAAGACAAAAAUCAAUUCAUCGUUUUAAAUGAAGGUGUCAUUAAAUUCUUUCGUGUUCAACUUGAAAACAAUCGACCAUUUGCAGAAGGUCCAUCGAAAAAUAUCUUCUGUUAUGAUUUCGAUGUUUUAAAAGAAAAUAAUCGAAGUAUUCAACCAUGGUCAAUAACAAAAACGUCACAAGAAGAUUAUUUUCUCUUUAGUUUACUCGACAGUUCACAACUCUAUUCACUCGAUAUGACAAAUGAAAAGGCUCAAAUUGAAAAAUUCAUAACAACAGAAAUCAAUUCUUGUCCAUAUUUACAAUUUCAUCGUCAAUCAAAUCAAAUCUUUGUUUACGAUUCAACACAAAUCUUUACUGUUUCCAUUAAUGAGAAAAUACCGAUGAAACUUCAACUACCCUUCGAUAUCGAAGAAGGAAAAGGAAUAUCAAGUUUGACCAUCGGGAAAUCAGGAUUUGUUUAUGUUUUAGUGAAUUCAAAUCUUUAUAAAUGUGAUUAUCAACAAUCAAAAUUGAGUGUUAUUGAAGAUUUGGGAAAAUUGAAUUUAACAAUGAAUUCUGCACAAAUGAUUGUUGAUGAUGAAGAAAAGAAUUUUUAUGCGUCGGAUUGUGAAAAUUCGACAGUUUAUCGAUGGAAAAUCUAA